AACUUCCCCUUUCGCAGACCCUGCGCGUUUGGCGCUGCCCCGCAUGGGAGGCUGCCGCUUCGGCGCAGGACGCUCCGAGCCUGGGGGUCAGUCCCCGCUCCCCAUAAAUUUCAUCGCGCCUCCUCUGAGAAGAUCUUGGAAGAGCUGCUGGAGAAUUACUGAAGGAGCGAAUAUUUACCAAGAGUGAGAAAAGGCAAUGGAUACAGACUUUUUAAAUGUGUUUACACAGCCUGCUGCAGUUAAUCAAUUCCUAGCUGAGAAUGUCAUCGCUCAAGGUGAAAAGAAGAAACUCAUAAAACCAACCUCAAGGAAUAAUCCCAAAUUGGAAGAACUAAAACUGUUAUUGAUUGACUGGAUUAACAAAACUCUGAAAGAGGAACACAUAGUAGUUAAAAGUCUGGAAGAAGAUCUCUACGAUGGGCUGGUACUUCAUCAUCUUUUGGAAAACCUAGGAUCUCUCAAGCUGGAUGUUGACAAGAUCGCAUUGACAGAAAAGAAACAGCGACAGAAACUCUCUGUGAUUCUGGAAGCCGUGGCAAAGUGUUUGCAACCGGAAGAAAGUCAGCCGAAAUGGAGUGUGGAAUCUAUCUUGUCAAAGGACUUACUGAGUACACUGCAUCUUCUGGUUGCAAUAGCAAAGCGCUUUGAACCCAGCCUGGCCAUGCCUCCAAAUGUUCAAGUGGAAACAAUCACCAUUGAGAACACCUCCAGAGGAUUAAAGACAGCAACUGCAGUGGAAAAUAUCACAGAAAACAAAGUGAAUUCAGAAGCGCAGUCAAAAGAUGAUGCCUUUGAUGAAUUAUUUAGCCGUGCUCCAGAUAAACUGGAUGCUGUGAAAAAGGUAUUUUUGCAAUUUGUCAACCAGCAUGUCGGAAAAUUGGGAUUAAGCGUGAAAGACCUCGAAUCUCAGUUUGCAGAUGGAGUUAUCUUACUUCUGUUAAUUGGACAACUGGAGGGUUACUUUCUGAAUUUAAGGGAUUUCUUCCUGACUCCAGCCAGCACCACGGAGAUGCUUCACAACGUUAACCUUGCAUUGGACUUGCUGACAGAUGGAGGUCUUCUGAAUUUUUCUGUGAACUCUGAAGAUAUCGUGAAUGGAGAUAUGAAGGCUACAAUGCGGAUUCUGUAUUGUUUGUAUUCCAAAUACAAGACCAAAGAAACAUGAAGAGCAAGGCCAAGAGCUUAGGCUUUUUUUUUUUUUUUUUGCUUUAUUUUGCUUUUUUUUCUUUUCUCUGCCAUAUCAUGGUCUGAUUUUUGGAUUCCCAGCUCUGUUUUGCCACUGUUUAUGUACAUGUGCUUGUGUUUGACACCUGGUGUAUUAACACUGUGUAUCCAAGUAUGUAUUCAUGCAAGGUUUCACAUAUACAGCCUGAGUAACUCUAAGCACGUGUGUGUGUGUCCAGGGUCAAUGUACUGGCUAAUUCUGUGUCUGUAGCUCUUGCUCCAGCCCUGUCUCUUGUUUUUUCUGAGCCCCCCGUAGCGCUGCGAAGAAGUGCAAUAUGUGUUUUUUCUAGACUCUGCCUUCUUUGCUUCUGGAGGUGAAUUUGGAAGCUGGUUUUGCAGCCUCCCCACUUUCCUGCUUCUGAGUCACUCUGGAAGCUAGAGAGACCCACCGCGGCAUCCCUGGGAAGACUGCAGACACGCUUGAAGCUGAAGUUCAAAGCUUUCUUUAGACAGGUGGCCAGCUGUUGUCAGGAAAGAGGAUAUGGAUUAGACACCAAAUGAAUAGGUGGCAGAACUGAAAUCUGAAUUUAUCCAGUGUUUUGUAGAAGUUUCACCAUUUGCCUGCUUGAAAAGGGACUCGGAACAACACGGUGCCCUGAGGCUGUGCAGUAACAGAGGGGCCUCCUGCACAGCUGUAGGAAGAUGCCCUGAUUUCCUUGCUAACUUAAUGCCAAACUGUGGCCGGCUCCCGCCUGUGGCAGCCCUAACAUAAUCUCUGACUAGCCGGAAUGCCGAUUCCUGUGUCAAGCACGUUGUAGGAGUGACUAACACGACUGUGGUUUCUCUCCGGUAAGAGGCGGAUAGAUGCUGGCUUCCUCUGCAGCUGGUAGAAGUAGAGGCCAUCAUGGGCAGGAGUAGCGAAACUUUUGGCUUCUGCCACUUCUGACAGGAUACCCGUGCUGCGGGGACUCUCAAACUCCUCUGAGACUCUCUUAGCUGAAUUUUUCCAGCGACCGUCCCCAAGAGUCCCAGCAGCUCCCCCUGGAUGCAGCGAGCCUAGCCGCAAUUUAUGUUAGCUGUCACCCUUGGUCUUACUCAAGGGUUUUAAAUCAGAACUUCUUCAAAACCUCCACCUACUCCCUUGACCUUGAAAUUAUGUCAUAUUUGUGUUGCAUAAAGCUUGAGAUCUAAUUAAAAAAAAGUUUUUGUAUUAUUUUGUCUUCCAUCUAAACUGAUUUAAUUUCCUGUCGUCAGUGACUCUGACAUUUGAUCUCUGAUCUGAUGCUUCAUCGGUGUGUUAAGGGGAAACCAAAGCUCGCCUGGUAUGAGUGCUGACAUUUACAGAUGAGAAUUUGUUGUGUCUAGUUCUGGAUCACGCAGCCUGAGAAAGAUCUUUAGAUAGCAAUGCUGAUAAGUCUUCCAGCCCUGCCUUUGAAAAUGGUAAUACUGCACAGCUGCUGGAGGAGAGAAUUCUGCAAACUGCCCCGAGCCUAAUCCUUUUUGCACCAAUAAUUACCUUGUUUUUAUGUUUUUACAGAGAAAAGUCCGAUGUGUGGUGCCAAUGAGCCACAAGAAGAUCAGCUUGCUUCCCUAGCAAAUGUUAGUGGCGCGUGCUGUUUUGAACGAUUUAAGUAAAGAACGCUUGUUUUUUCUU
Chroicocephalus ridibundus (black-headed gull) is the source of this 2818-nucleotide messenger RNA. It is a transcript of the gene PARVG, whose product is annotated as parvin gamma. NCBI's taxonomy places the organism in Eukaryota, Metazoa, Chordata, Aves, Charadriiformes, Laridae. Gene Ontology annotation, biological process: cell projection assembly; actin cytoskeleton organization; substrate adhesion-dependent cell spreading. The record is from RefSeq and is a predicted model, not a curated record. The coding region runs from base 197 to 1165 and encodes 322 amino acids. Gene Ontology annotation, molecular function: actin binding. The transcript has 13 exons. Gene Ontology annotation, cellular component: actin cytoskeleton; cytoplasm; focal adhesion.